Molecule: messenger RNA, 5012 nt
Organism: Spodoptera exigua (beet armyworm)
Lineage: Eukaryota; Metazoa; Arthropoda; Insecta; Lepidoptera; Noctuidae
Source: the annotation of a GenBank genome assembly
CGUGGUACAAAAAUUUCAUUUUCUUUCACAUCAAAAUCAGCUGUGAACAUCAGUAUGGCCGCUCCAUUAUCUAAAAAAUAAAAUUUGUUUUGUAAAAUCAUACAAAAAAAUAGUAAAGUGCAGUUUUCGUACUUACACCAUCUUAUUGUACAUUUUGCGAAUAGUGUUGAUGUUGACUAAAAGUGUUGCGUCAUGACAGAGACCUCUCACUGACAAACAAAUACAAUAAAAAUUGCGACUCGCUUAAUACGGCGACUUAUUGUAAUUUCUAUUUGGCUCGUAUAACGUUUCUGUCGUUCGGUUGAGGGCUGAUGUUAUUACUGAAUCGUUAUCGAAAUUUAUAUAAUGAGUAGUGUUAGAUUGAGUUUUGUAUCCGUGGGAAGGAUAGCAGUGAGAAGAAAUUCACAAAUAUCGGGUGCUCAGCCAUGUCGCACUCUACGACGGACGUGCCCUCGAGAGUUCAGCACUUGCUCGGUGAUGUGCAAGAGCCCCACCGAGCAACCACCUGGCCCGCCACACCCACAUCCACCGAAAGACACUGCUAAUGCAGGUUCAACAACAGGUGGCAAAAAGUCUGGGUCCGGAAACAACAAUGGCGUCCUCACGUGCCCAAAGUGCGGCGACCCCUGCACCCACGUAGAGACAUUCGUUAGCUCCACACGGUUCGUCAAGUGUGAUAAGUGCCACCAUUUCUUCGUGGUACUCAGUGAGGUUGACACUAAGAAGAGCAUUAAAGAUAAUGCGGAAAAUAAGUCUGGAUUCUACAGAAAACCUCCACCACCUCCGAAGAAAAUCUUCGAAUACCUGAACAAACAUGUUGUUGGUCAAGAGUACGCUAAGAAGGUGCUGUCAGUGGCAGUGUACAACCACUACAAGAGGAUUUAUAACAACGUGACCAGCGCCACGCCGACAGAUGCCCACCAUCCCUUACAUCAUACGCACAGAGAUCUCCUCCACUUAAGUCACGGCAACAACAGCGGCGGCGCGGAGGUGCUGGAACGCCAACAUCACGACUUGAGGCUAGACAAGAGCAACGUACUGCUUCUGGGACCCACUGGAUGCGGUAAAACUCUAUUAGCACAAACGAUAGCGCAAUGUCUCGACGUGCCGUUUGCGAUCUGUGACUGUACGACGCUCACACAGGCCGGCUACGUCGGCGAGGACAUCGAGAGUGUCAUCGCCAAACUGUUGCAGGACGCCAAUUUCAAUGUCGAGCGAGCGCAGACUGGUAUCGUGUUCUUAGACGAGGUCGACAAAAUUGGUGCAGUGCCCGGCAUACACCAACUUAGAGAUGUCGGAGGCGAGGGCGUGCAGCAAGGUAUGCUGAAGAUGUUGGAGGGCGCCGUAGUGUCCGUGCCCGAGCGGAACUCGAGGAAACUACGCGGAGACGCCGUGCAGGUCGACACCACCAACAUACUGUUCGUCGCCAGCGGGGCUUACAACGGACUCGACAGACUGGUGCAGCGUCGCAACAACGAGAAGUACCUUGGGUUCGGCGCGUGGGACCCGCGGUCGGGGCGGCGCGCCGCGCUGGCCGCCGCCGCCAGCGACGCCAGCCCGCUCGACUCCGCGCGCGCUGAGAACGACGAGCGCGACGCAUGGCUACGGAAGGUCCAGGCGCGGGACCUCAUCGACUUCGGCAUGAUACCGGAAUUCGUCGGAAGAUUCCCCGUUUUAGUACCUUUCCAUAGUCUCAAUCAAGAUCUGCUCGUACGGAUACUAAAGGAACCUAAAAAUGCUAUGGUAUCUCAAUACAAACUGCUGUUUGCGAUGGACAAGUGCGAGCUGACGUUCAGUGACGAGGCGUUGAAGGCUGUCGCCGCGCUCGCCAUGGAGCGGAAGACUGGGGCUCGAGGCCUUAGAGCUAUCAUGGAGAACCUGUUGCUGGAGGUGAUGUUCGAGAUCCCGGGGUCGGACAUCUCGUCGGUGCACAUCCACGAAGGCUGCGUGUCGAGGGCGGAGCCCCCGCGCACUGCGCGGCGCCGGGACUCCGCCCCCGCGCGCCCCGACCCGCGCGACCUCGACGACUGGCCCUCGGUGCGCCUGCACAACUAAUGUCGUUACUACUACGGCGGUCUGGCCAAGAUCGCAAAAUGGAUGUUCUAUGUGAUAUUUUAGGCUCAAGGCUACAGUUAGGCAACCAUCUGUCACUCAUUCGUGUGUGGUGUGAGCGGAAACAAGUAUGGUGGAUACAGACGACUCGUCCCGCGCUACUCGAGCCCCACUCACGUCGGUGGCUCGCGAGAACAAUCGAGGUAAGAACGUUUGUUACUCAUGUAGACUCCGCACCGCAGUGCGGUCAAAUACUGUUGAAAAAUUAAAAAAAAAAAUCCUUUUUGUUUAGUGCUUUUUUUGUGAAAUUGUACGUUGUGACGUUCGGGAGUCCUGUUCUUAUAAGACUUAGUAAUCCUUACAUCAUUCCUGUUGUGGGUUUGAUCGGUACUCGAUUUACGGAACGCUAAAUUUUCUGUUAUCACGCCAUCCGUAAUGCUAGUACCAUCCAUUGUAAAGUAUGCAUGUUCUAGUUAUGAUACUUGUAUUAGCAAUUUGCCGAACUCAGUGUUUCAUACAAAUGUAGUUUUAAUGUAAUAAUAUAGAUGUGUCCUAUACCAGCAUUUUAACACAACGGCCGAGUUACAUUGUAAACAGAACAACAGUUUUGUAACAAUAAGUUAUUGUAGAAAAUUUAGGGACUCCUGAGUAAGCAUAGUUCCAGCUAGCAUUUCAUGAAAAAUGUAAUGGUUUGAAUUAAAAGUUUUCUAUGUGAUUUAUUUAAAAUCUUCUCGAUUCUAUUCUAAAUUCAAAAUGAGAGAAAACUUUUUGUUUAAACCUAAAAUAAGACCUUUUGGGUCCUUACUGUUAGUUCCUUACGUUAGUUUAUGUUGGAAAUGAAAUGUUGUAUUGUAAACAACCACCAUACAACAUACUCUUGUGAUGUAAAUUACUGUAAAUAAUAAAUAAUAAUGAUUAAUAGAAAAAAAACUGUUAUUAUUAAGUUUUAUUAAAAUAGGGUUCAUUAUUGUACAUCCCAGAUAAGUUGUAAGUACGAAAAGUCACACGCAGAUGUUGUUAGUAUAAAAUAGAUGUUUUUUAUUUCGGCCGGCAACACUGAGAAGGAAUGACGUUUUGACAUUUUGUUAAUUAUUAUACAUAAUAUUUUUUUUAUUUAUAAAUGGAUCGUUGUGGUGUGAUUAUAGUAAGUGUGAAUAUUAUUUUGUUAAAAAACCUCCAAAAAAUUAUGUCUAAUAUAAUUCUGGACUUGUGAUAGGAUAAAUUUUAUGGCAUGUUGAUAUAAUCACAUUGCAACUCGAGUAAAAUAGUAUAAGCCUAUUUUCAAUUUAAAAUAUAAAGAAAACCAAAUACUGAUUGUUUUAUUUCAUUUUAUUUUAUUUCCAUCACAUACACAUCCCUUACCUUUAAAAUUAUUUUUACAAAAGAAAAACUGACAGAGUUCAACACCCUGGCUCUUCUACUUAAUAUUCUAAAAUAUUCUAAAAUCUAAGAUCGGUAUUUUACACACAUUUAGUUCGAGAACAAAAAUGAGAAAUAUCAUUCUAUUACACUUAACUUUGACUUAUUAAACUACAUAGUUUCUGUUCCUGUCAAUCUCUUUGUAACUUUCAGUUUUAACAAUGUCUAGUAAAAUAUCCACUACUCGGUAAACUUCUUCGUAGCUCGUGUACAGGGCUGUUGGAGUCACACGGAUUACGUUGGGGUCUCUGAAGUCUGCAACGAUACCUCUUUUCUUCAUUGCUAUACUGAUUCUGUAACCUUCAUCAUGUUCCAAACACACGUGUCCACCCCUCUUACUAUCUUCACGCAGAUUCCCAAUAGUAAACCCGUAAGCAGACAGUUUCUUCUCAAUGAGGUACAUCAAGUACCCUGUUAUGUGUAAAGACUUCUUCCUCAUAUUCGAUACACCGGCUUCGUUAAUCACUUUCAAAGCCCCUUCUAAAGACGCCAUUGAUAAAACAUUAGGCGUUCCAAUCUGCCAUCCAUUCGCAUCUUGUUGGUGAUCAAAUUCCUGUCUCAGCAGAAAUUGCGUCUCGAUCUUGUUGCCAUACCACCCAGCUAGACCCGGUAACCUUUUAAAAUGUCUUCUAUUGACGUAUAUGGCUGCUGAAGAUCCAGGGCCUCCGUUCAGAUAUUUAUAAGUGCACCAGAUUGCAAAAUCAGCGUCUAUUUCUUUUAAAUUGAUUUCUAUUGCGCCAACGCCGUGACAAAGGUCCCAUCCGAUAAGUAUACCUCUUUCUUUAGCUGCUUUAGUUAUUUUUACCAUGUCUAACACCUGAGCGCUUCUGUAGUACACGGUAGGCAAGAAUAUCAGCGCCACAUCUUCUGUCAUCGCGUUUAUAAUAUCAUCUUCAUCCAUAAAGUUUCCUUUACUCUUCACAACUUUAACUGCAUCUUUUGGAUCGUAACCUUGCAGUAAUACUUGGCUAUCCACAGCGUACCGGUCUGUAGGGAAGUUGAUGUCGUCCACCAGUAUCUUGUACUUGUCCUUUGUAGGUUUGUAAAAGGUACUUAUUCCUUGAUGUAUGUUAAUUGUUGUACCACCAAAGACAGCAAUCUCAUCAGGAUCAGCCCCUACUAUGGGAGCCAUGAGUUUUGCUAAGUAUCUAGAGUAUAAAUAGUAUUUGUUGUCUUCGACUGUCCAUAUUUUAAUUCCUUCCUCUUUCCAUCUUUCCAUGACUUCUAGCACACAUUCUUCAGCGUCCUUCGUGGCUAGACCCAAGGAAUUGCCACACAUGUAAAUGCUGUCUUUCUUGAGGAAAAAUCGUUGUCUGAAAUGUCCCAUGGGGUCGUUGUUAUCCAGAGAUUUUGGAUAUUCAGAAUCAUCUUGAUAUGGCACGUUCAUUUUCUUUUCACUUGUUUCGACUUAAUGUAAAAAUAUAGGCUUUAAGAUAAUUGCCGAAUUUAAAUACACAACUGAUAUCUCGAACGAAUCUUCUUAAUUAAUAAAAAAUGUCAAUCAAAUUAGUUACUUUUAAGGGUCUCGAGCCGACGUAAUA